GAAAAGGCCAAAUUUGGUUGGAAUUUCAUCAUCAUCAUCGUCUCUGGCUUUCUCGGGGAAGGCGGUUGCGGAGGAACAUCGAACUACACGUCUCCCCAUCUCUCCCGACACCACCACAACCAUAACCCGAACAUCAUUUCCCCAGGAGGUGGGAGUGCCAUGAGAGAGAUGCCCCCCCCGCUCGGAUCGCUUCGAUUUCUCCUCGUGUUGGCCUCGAUUCUCCUUCGACUUUCCCCAGGCUCUUCUGAUGACGCAUCGAGCUCCAAGAAUGGCACGAAAUCCGAGACUCAUGAUAAGUCCAGUGGUAACACAGGGUCUAUGGUACUGGUGGUAUUGGUCGUGAUCGUGGUUGUGGCCCUUUUCUCUUUCGUUUUUUACAAGUUAUGGCAAAAGAAGAAGCGGGCUGAGCAGUAUGCACGGCUUCUCAAGUUGUUUGAAGAGGAUGAUGAGCUCGAGGUCGAACUUGGUCUGCGAGAUUGAAUUUUCACGGCGGACUAUUCAUUAUUUGUAGGUGAGACGAAGAUGUUUCUGUGUUUAUAUGAUUAUAUAUGAGCAAAGAUUCUAUUUUGUCCUCAUGAGGUUCAUUGUGAGGUUGGAAUCUACUAUGUUUGGGCUCAUUUUCCAUGAACUUUGGAAGGGCCUGUUGGUGACGGUAGGGUUUGUAGCGUGGCUGAGAUGAGUCCUUCUCUUGCAUAUCUUUGCAGUGCCAACAGGUCCACAGCAGCCAUCUUGUAGUGUUCAAAUGUUAGGCAGUCUAUAAUGAGAUGGAAGUUUUUUUAA
Molecule: messenger RNA, 780 nt
Organism: Eucalyptus grandis
Lineage: Eukaryota; Viridiplantae; Streptophyta; Magnoliopsida; Myrtales; Myrtaceae
Exons: 2
Coding region: 160-480 (106 amino acids)
Source: RefSeq, a predicted model, not a curated record